AUCCUCGUAACCGUCGCCUGAGGAGUUUUCUCUUCAGGGCGACAACCAACUCUUAUCCCUCCUUAGAAUCUCUACCGCAAACCUACCCUCAACAAACAGACAAACAAAAGUGACCCAAUAUUCUGACGGGCGACGACGGGCUGAGCGGGAAUGAGGAUGCUGAAAAUUCAUCUGAAACAGGAGCAGACUUGCGUUGUCAGGAAGUGACUUCUUGGCUUUCCCUUCUCUAUUGAUCAGAGUCACAAAGAAAGUGUAGCUUCAGAGCUGAAUGAUGACAACGUUGCAGAGUAAAGAAGAAUGUGGGAAGGGGCCAAAGAAAACCUUUGCCCCACCUGCACAAAAAUUGCAUAGCCCGAUGGGCUAUAGCCCUGACCCACCCAAGGAGGAGACCUUGGGGAUCAGUUCCCCAAAGGCCAGGUUAGAGAAGAAGGAAGAGAAAGCGACCACAGAAAAUGGUCCAAGAAGUGGCCAGGAGAAAAAAGGAAAGCCUCAAGACAAGCAAGCAGAGAAGAAAGAAAAGGAAAUAUCAAGUAUCACCAAUGCAGAAUUUGAGGAGAUUGUCCAGAUUGUGCUACAGAAGUCCCUCCAGGAGUGCUUGGAGACUUCCUGUGCCCAGCCCAUAAGAUGCACCCAGUUAGACAAGGAUCCAGGGAUUGCUUCUUCUACUGAUAAUGGUAAUGCUGAUGGAGAGAGGGUAAUGGUACCUCAUAUUCUAGAGAUGUCAGCCACUCAGGAAGCUGGAGUAACCUCUGUGAUAAAGACAUCCAAGCCAGGCCAGCCAGAUCCUGCACCCUCUGAGAAGAAAUCCAAUAGACGUUCCCUAAGCAAAGGAAAGAAGGGAUCCCAAGAUGAGAAAAUGGAAAAGGCCCGAAGUGGACAUGAGCAGAAACAGACAGACCAACUGAAAAAACCAGUUCAGGAUGAUUCUCAGACCAGAAACCAAGAAAAAGGCGAAGGUGGUGGUUUUGGUCAAUGUCUUGUCUGGGUCCAGUGUUCCUCCCCAGACUGUGAGAAGUGGAGGCGGCUUUGUGGGAACAUUGACCCCUCAGUGCUUCCAGAUAAUUGGUCCUGUGAUCAGAAUACAGACUCGAGGUAUAAUCGCUGUGACAUCCCUGAGGAGUCCUGGACAGGGCGUGAGAGUGAUGUGGCCUAUGCCUCCUACAUCCCAGGAUCCAUCAUCUGGGCCAAGCAAUAUGGUUACCCCUGGUGGCCAGGCAUGGUAGAAUCCGAUCCUGACCUGGGGGAAUAUUUUCUUUUUGCUUCUCAUCUUGAUUCCCUGCCGGUGAGUUUUCCUGGGUCAGGGUAGGAAGGUGCUCAGGCC
Messenger RNA from Ailuropoda melanoleuca (giant panda), 1321 nucleotides. Its product is annotated as zinc finger CW-type PWWP domain protein 1. Gene Ontology annotation, molecular function: zinc ion binding. Gene Ontology annotation, cellular component: nucleus. Bases 269 to 1306 code for a protein of 345 amino acids. The record is from RefSeq and is a predicted model, not a curated record. The transcript has 11 exons. Lineage: Eukaryota; Metazoa; Chordata; Mammalia; Carnivora; Ursidae.